Messenger RNA from Leucoraja erinaceus (little skate), 705 nucleotides. RefSeq names its product opsin 4xb (gene opn4xb). The record is from RefSeq and is a predicted model, not a curated record. Gene Ontology annotation, cellular component: membrane. NCBI's taxonomy places the organism in Eukaryota, Metazoa, Chordata, Chondrichthyes, Rajiformes, Rajidae. Gene Ontology annotation, biological process: G protein-coupled receptor signaling pathway. Gene Ontology annotation, molecular function: G protein-coupled receptor activity. The transcript has 4 exons.
CAUCCCAAUGCACUGAAUGAUAACCUUUGUAAAUUGUGUAGAAGGAUUAACUUGUUAUCAUGCCGGCAUGGUCAAUGUGGGCUGAAUGUUUCUGUGCUGGACUGUUCUAUGUUCAAUCUCAGAACCUGGUGUUUCUUUGCAGCAUGUCAACUCUCCUGCUUUUAUGGAGUACUUUUUGGGAUUACAUUGAUGAUCACUUUAAUGGCAAUAACUAUUGACUGCUACUGGGUUAUUACAAAACCGUUACAUUGUAUUGGCUUGAGAAGAAAGAAGAAUACCCAGCAGAUUACUCUUGCUGUUUGGCGCCACUCACUUGCAUGGAGUCUCCCUCCACUGUUCAGAUGGAGUAAAUACAUUGUUGAAGGUCUCAUGACUUCCUGUACCUGGGAUUGCCUGACAAUAUCUCCUUCCCACAGGACCUUCACCCUGAUGCUCUGUUGCUUUGUAUUCUUCGUACCUCUGGUUGUGAUAUCCUACUGCUACAUAGUCAUGUUCAAGGCUGUUCAGAGCAGUUGCAGGGAUAUCAAGAAGAUGGGAGGUUAUAGAAAAAGCACAUACGUUAGCCAAUAACAAACUUGACACAAUGAAUGGAAGCUGGACAAGAUUGCACUCAUAGCCAUCAUAGUAUUUAUUUUCUCAUGGUCUCCGUAUGCAUGUGUCGCAUUAGUUGGUUGUGCGGGGGAAGUGUAUCUACACAUUAUGUAG